Messenger RNA from Syngnathus acus (greater pipefish), 5604 nucleotides. It is a transcript of the gene prr35, whose product is annotated as proline rich 35. The record is from RefSeq and is a predicted model, not a curated record. The transcript has 4 exons. Lineage: Eukaryota; Metazoa; Chordata; Actinopteri; Syngnathiformes; Syngnathidae. Bases 3250 to 5319 code for a protein of 689 amino acids.
AGUAAAUAACUGGUGAGCGAGUUCAAGUUGUUGAGGGUGGUCGUCCGCCGAGCUGGCGGCUACGUCAGCUAACUUACACAGAUUGCUGCGUUGACAUGGAGACACACACAUGCACCCCCGCGAGGUGUUCACUCACAUAUACACGCACACACACAUGGUCUCGCACACCCUACAUUGAUGAACAAACACAUGCACUCCCUGUGGGUCAGUGACUUAAUAUGCACAUACUUACACAUUGUUGAUACAGACACACACACACACACACACACCCUGAAGGUCAGUGCUGUGAUGGACAGCAGUGGUGAUGCGCUGUGACACAAUCAGCUGCUUCCCUUCAUUCCCUCUCGCUUUUCCCCCGUCAGGUGACACCCAUGAAAUAAAUAAAUUAAUAAAUAAGUCAAUAAAUAAAAUACCCUACCUCCUGAGGGUCUAAUGGGUGCUCGUGUGUCAAGUCCAGAAGCAGCAGGUUACCAUCUAGUCAGUCCUUAAAGGUGGUUGCAGACUACCGAACAUUUUUUCAUUGGCUUUUGAACAAGGACUUUUUGUAACAGUGUAUGAAAACAAUAAUGAUCUCAUUUACUUUUCCAGAGUGAAAUCUGAGCCCGUUUAUUUGAACACAAAGUUAUUCUUUUGUUUUAUGACUGGCAACAGGUGGAUACACAAUUUGUACCUUUCGCCAUCUAGUGGAAGAGUAUUGAAUUAUUCUUCCUGUCACUACAUGUCGCCGGCAUAGAUAGAUGAACAAAUAUACAAUAUGUGUAGCAAAUAAAUAAUCAUUUCAUCACAAUCAAUAAUCAGUCAUAGUGUUGGGAAUGACUGUGUUAAUGCGGUUAGCAUUGCAAAGAGUAGCAGGUCGCGCGGAACUAAAACAUCCAGUUUGAGACCAAAGAGAAGGGCACAACUGUCUGCAGAGGAAAAACCCCAACGACUCAUAGGUCCCGUCAUAGCUGAACCUUGAUAUCUGCCCUUUUCACAUAUGAAGCCAGCAGACUUUGAAGGGCUGCCUUUUUACACGCUGGACAGCGGCCAACGCUCGUCCGGCCCUCGUCUGUAUAAUUUGCCUUGUGUGUUCAUUUAAGAGUGAAAGUGGAAAUGUCUCAUUGUUUGCUCCCAGCGGCUGCAACUGACAUAAUGUGAGGGCAGGACACUUUGCAAGCUUGGUAUGUUUUUUUUUUGUUUUUUUUUAUAUUUAAUAUCAGCAUUCAGAAAUCUCUCGGGGAAUUAUUCUUAUACAAUAUUUGCUCCUUUUUUGACUUGGAUAAAAACAUUUGCUCGGCAGCUAACUUGCGGUUAGCUUAGCCUAUCCUAAAAAUUCAAUUUCUAGUGUUGAAAUUUUUUUUUUUUAGCGCGGAAGAAAAAUUCUACUGCCAGAAAGUGGACAGGCUACUCAGGCUACUACAGGCUUAGCUUUUGUAUAAAAGUAGUCUUUUGGUCCAGUUGCCUCCACCUAAAUCUUCAAUAAAGCAAAUGACUAAAAAUUCUCAGCAACAUAGAGCACAGAAUAGCUUUGGGGUGUUGCUUUCCUUUGAUAAGGAAGUGGGGAAAGGGGCUUGGGGGGUCGGGGGCUUGGGGGGGGGGUCUGUGGUGAAUAAUUGAUAGUGGCUGAGAGCGAUAUGAGUUUAGUUAAUGUGCCCAGCAGCGCACGCUCAGAGAAGAGCUGUUAGCCAUCCCACCUCAGGCCUCAAACUCACAGAGUGGAAGGAGAGAGGAACACUCAUCUCGAGUUGGAGGAGAGUUUUCUAUUUUAAACAAAUAGUCCAUCUUAUAAGACAUGCGGCAAUAUGUGUGUGUUUGGAUGCAUGCGCACAGCUGGCUCUGCCUGGUGGGCGUGUUGUCGGAGCCCUCCGGUUCCUUUCUCAGAGCCGUAAUGGACUGCGACUGUCAGGCUCCGCAGAUGCCGCUCCAUAAGGACGCUUAGCUCAUCCUUGUCUUCAUCCUCCUCAUCAUCUUUCAGUCUCUUUUCAAUUUACCACUGCAUCAGGAGGCCCAUUUUAGUAUUAAUAUUGGAAGAGAGAGAAAAAAAAAAUCCUUCAUUGUACAAGGCAAGCUCGACAGUGACAAUAAAAUACAGAAAUGAUGGAAAUAAAAAUGUUAAUAUUUAGACUAAAACCUUGAAUUGGGAGAAUCUCAAGAGUAGCUUCUCUCUGUAGCAGGACAAGAACCUGAUGUCUGAAGUAGACAUGGUCCAGCUUUUUUCAGAAUCUUCUGCCAUGGCAGUCUUGCUCAAGAGUACGUCAAAUGUUUAACAUCAGGGUCCCCCCGCAAGUCAGUCAUCUAGUCAGGGACCCUUCGAGAGGCAUCAAGCUGCCUGUCGUGCCGAUACGGCCAAAUGGAGGCUGACAGGCCGCUACAUAGAGCCUAACCAUCUGGAGCAAAUGUGACAGCGGGGGGGGAAGACCAUGUCUGCUCAAUCAGGAGGAAGGGCAGGAGAGCUCGGUGACACGGACGACCAGGAGGAGAAGGUAGAUAUCUCGAAAGGCACACGGGAGUUCCUUUUUUUUUUUCUUCUGAGUCGAAGAAGCUGUUUGUCUUUCACCGUGCACGACAGCUCAGCAAUAUCGGAAUAGUAGGUCGGUUGAUAAUUUGAUGGAUGGAUCGCUGUAGAUAGCUACGCAGAUAUCUAUUGUUAAAUCUAUUGUAUCCUUAGUUCUACACAACAUUCAGCUUACUUUCAAAGUGACUAAAUGUGUUGGUAAUGAGGAAAAUAGCAAUUAGUAGUCCUCAUCACGGAUGAAUUGAGAAUCACGUCAAGUAUUAAGAUGCCAUCACUCACUGGUGUAACCUUUAAGCUCAACUUGGCUGCAAGGUCUGGAGCACAUUUGACAAGGCAAAGUGGAGGUGCUUGCAGGGUAAAGGGGUGUAAGGGUGGGGUGGGGUGGGUAGGGUGGCUGCUUUAUUGUAGUGCCUGAGGGCGACGCUCCCAGUCAAUAUAAAUGUGCACGCUCGCUCCUGCUGUGCUCCCAUUUGAGUCCAGGGACGGACGAGAGGCAGACAGACAGCACCGGGCGGGCGGGCGGGCGGGAUAACAGCAUCACUUUGAUGAGACGCACGCUUCACACUUUGCAGGACUGUUGUGUUCUUGGAAGAAGACGACUCCCAAUCCCUGAAAUCACAACAAGGCACUAAGAAAAUGCAUCUGAACGUCGCCAACCGUCCUCAAAGCUGAGGGGCAAAUGAUCAUAAAUCGAUUGCAACUAGUCUUGUGAAUGAUCUUAACCUGAAUACAUUUCCCAAAUAUCGAGAGCAGUCAUGUCCAAGGACGACGUUUGCAAAGUGACAUCUGCCAGCAAACACAAGGAGCGCAAACCCAAGAAGCCUCACUACAUCCCUCGUCCGUGGGGCAAGCCCUACAACUACAAAUGCUUCCAGUGUCCCUUCACCUGCAUGGAGAAGUCCCACCUGUACAACCACAUGAAAUACAGCCUGUGCAAGAACUCUCUGUCCCUGCUCAUCGAGUCAGACUGGCCCUACAAAAAGGGCAACAAUGUCUUGCACCCUAACCAGCUGCGGCCGCUACAGCAGAGCCUCCGCGGGGCGGGGAAAGAAGCCCAGGACCAGGCGACACAGAUUGAGGAGGGGCAGCAGAGGAGCGUGGAGGAGCAAGUGGACGAUGGGGAAAACCAAAGACAGGAAGCAGAGGAGGCUCGGACAUUGGCGAAAGAGCGCGCCGAAAAAGGGGACGCGGGAGAAUGCAAAGCAGAUUCUCAGUUGUUGAUGGCAGACAUGCUCUCCCUGGAAGACCAGCUCCUGCGAGCGCGCUCUGUGGAGGUGGAGGCCCAGUUGAAACAUUACAAGACACUAUCCAAGACCUGUUUGACAGCUCCCGGGUCGCUCUCAGACCAGUGGCGCCUCCUAACCGCCAGCAAGGCCAAAACGGAAAGCGCUCAGGCGGGAAUGAACAGUUCGAUCCCAUGUUACCCUCCCCCGUCAAACCUGGCGGACUACCAGGACCCCAACGGGCUCAACCUUUCCGUACUCGGGGUGGGUUAUCCCAUCGGUCCGAGUCUUUUCUCCUACAUGAACUCUGCGCUUCCCUCCACUCCAACCCACGCGCAGCUCGCCCAGCUCCCGUUCCUGGCUUCUGCCGCCCAGCUGAUUCAUCCAGCCUCAGGCAGCCAAACAGACAGAACUCUCAUCCCCUCACGGCUCUACUACCCUUUCCUGUGCGAACACAGCUUUGGACUGGCGUCCAGUCAGAGUGAUAGCAGUAAAGGACACAAAACAUCCACAAACACUGUCGAUGCACUUUCUUUAUCUGGUUUCCAGCCCAAAGUGAAUCUGUGGAAAGUGCCCGCCUUAAGGCCUGGGGCCGCCACGGUUUCCCCUGUCGCUCGGAUGUCACCUCAGGGAGGUUCUUCCGACCCGGCCUACAGGCUGGGGGAUAAAGCGCAAGCCAAAGAAAGUAAAACGAGUUGGGCUCUCAAGAGGACGGGCGGACCCAUAGAAGUUCCUGUCGAAAAGAAGCCGACGAUGGGCUUCACUUUGGAAUUUCUCAAGAACACCCAGACAAGUCCUACUCUAAAUAUGACAUCAGACAAACUUGGUUCACAGAAUUUGCACCCCAAGACCAAGUCAUCAGAAUCCUCGUAUGCAGAUCAUCUCACCAGUCCAAAAAGAGAAGUAUCCUCUCACAGCGGCCAAGAUCCCAUGACCACGCUCCCCAGAGGGGACGGGGCCUCGGAGUCAGUGGCCACUCUCCUCAAUGACCUCUCAAAGGCCUUGCAGGAGUAUCAGGAAGCCGAGCGCAACAUCUCCCACCUGGAGAAGGAGGACCUCCCUGUCCAGUACCAUCUUUGGGAGCACCUGAGCAAAAUCCGAAACGAGCUCUCGCACAUCCAUCAAGCUCUGGAGCGAACGACUCGCCAGAGCGACGGCCCGUUGGACCUUUCGUUCAAGAGAGACUCCACCGACUCGAAGGGUUUCAGCCUGAAGGACACCAUCGCAGAGACGGACGAGGAGGAAGAGGAGGAGGAGGAGGACAAGGUGGAAGAGGAGCGGAAAGCCACGAGAGCUUCGCUGGAAACUCGUAAGCAGUCGCUGGACAUGCUGAUCAAGAUAAGUAACCCCGGAGCAUCGGCGGUGACCUCGGACGUCCUGACUCAAGGAGCGCUGGCAAUCAGGCACAGCCCCGCCGAGGCCUUAUGGCCAAGCAGAACCACAAAGUGCGAAGCAGACUCCAGCGUGCUGCUCUGCCCCGACGGCAGAUCUGUCAUGUUUGCAGACAUCCCGUGUUCGGCCAAAGCAGCUAAAAGACCGUCGUCCAUACAGCGAGCGGAGGGGCAGUGUCCGCAAAGCCCUUUGCAAGCGGCAGACAAUUAAUCACAUUGUGGCCACAAAAAAUAUCAAGUUGUCUAAGGCUCUGUACAUUUCCGAUAAAAGACACGUCACACACACGCACUGUUAACUUUUGAUUGUCACAGGGUUGUCGGCACAAUCAAUUUGAGAAUCGUUUCCACCACUUUGUGAAUAAUGUGUAAAGAAAUCGUACACUCUUUUAAAGGGUAAAUGAUUUUAUGAAGACAAUUUUAUGUCUGUUGUGAAUUCACUGAAAAUAACAUUGUAUUAUACACACUUUUCUUGGAAUAAAAACAGGAAUAAUAAAUU